Messenger RNA from Anneissia japonica, 6025 nucleotides. RefSeq names its product protein polybromo-1-like. Bases 118 to 5703 code for a protein of 1861 amino acids. NCBI's taxonomy places the organism in Eukaryota, Metazoa, Echinodermata, Crinoidea, Comatulida, Comatulidae. The transcript is spliced from 33 exons. The record is from RefSeq and is a predicted model, not a curated record. Gene Ontology annotation, molecular function: chromatin binding; protein binding. Gene Ontology annotation, biological process: chromatin remodeling. Gene Ontology annotation, cellular component: RSC-type complex.
AUAAAAUGGAUAUUCUGAUAAACCGUGGAUAAACUUUGACCCGUUCGUAGAAGGUUAGUUCAUAUAAUGCAGUGAUUGAUAUUGGAACAUAUUGAAAUUCAAAACCAAACCAGAAAAAUGUCCAAAAGACGGCGUUCAACCACUUCUGUUAAUGAGGAGAUGUCGGAAGUUUCAAAUGUAACACCGGUUUCUAUAACGAUCAAGAAGCGCAAAAGAUCGAUCCAAACAAUGGAUGUGAUAGACAUAUGCCAUGAAUUGUAUGAAACCAUCCGGAACCAAAAAGAUGAGAAUGGAAGACUAGUUUGUGAAGCAUUCCACAGAGCCCCAAAGAGGAGGUCGCAGCCAGAUUACUAUGAGGUCGUGAGCAGCCCAAUUGACAUGCUGAAGAUCCAACAGCGGAUACGCAUGGAUGAGUACGACACUGUCAAUCAAAUGUCAUCUGAUGUGGAACUGAUGAUAAGCAAUGCCAAGUCUUACUAUGUGAAAACAUCUCAGGAAUAUAAAGAUGCCUGCGACCUUUGGGAUUUGUUUGUGGAUCGUCUGAAUGAAAUGAUGCAGCAGGAUGGUCCGUCCGGAUUGAAAAAGACGGCACAGAAGGAAGCAGAAAGCUAUGAAAGAAGGCGGACGAGGAGUAGUUCCUUGAUGGAGGUUGCCCAGCAACAAGAGAAACCGGCACCAGUAGAGGAAGAUGCCAUAGAAUCAAGUGAUGAGGAGGUGGAGGAUGAGGGUGAUGUCAUCGAGGAUGACCAGGAGGAUAAUAAUGAUAAUGAUGAUGAGGUAGUAGGAGAAGAUGAGGAUUAUGAUGCUGGCCAAUCAGAAACCACUUCAGUGCAGGGCUCUGAUUUUGCUAUGGAGAAUCCAGACAGCCUCCUAGAGCAACUAUUCACCGCUGUCAUCAUGCAUAGGGACACCACCGGUCGCUAUGUUAGCGCCCUCUUUAGGAAGCUGCCUAAACCAGCACAGUUCCCGGAUUACUAUGAAGUCAUCGAUCAUCCGAUUGACAUGAAAGAUAUGGCGAAGAAGAUACGUAGUGGAAAGUACACGUGCCUGAAUCAACUAGUUGACGAUAUGAACCUAAUGGUACGGAACGCCAAGACAUUCAACGAACCUGGAUCCCAGGUGUAUAAGGAUGCCUGUACGCUGAAGAAGGUGAUCAUGUCGAAAGCAAAGGAGCUUGAACGUCGCAAGGAGUUGAUGGGGGUUGAGACAAAGACCAAGUCUUCUGAGAGAAUCAAGAAAAGGAGAAGCAACUUCAAUCAGGAGGCUGAGGAUCAAGAACAGCCAGAGAACACCUCUGCCAUCGACAUGGCUCUAGAUCUCCCAUCAGAUGGUGAGGAGGAACCAGAGUCUUCUUACACACCAAUGCAGUACGAGGAAGGUGAUGAAUGGGAUUCCGAGAGCUUCUUGAUGGAUUCCAACGAUGCGUUACAUGUGCUUUUUGAUGUCAUUGUGAAACAGAAGAAUGCGGCAGGCCAUCUGAUCUCAGAGCCUUUCUAUCGUCUGCCAAGUAGGAGGCAUUAUCCUGAUUAUUAUGAAGAGAUCAAGAACCCAAUGGCACUAGGGAAGAUCAGAGCUAAGUUGAAGAGUGGUAAAUAUGAUUCCCUAGAGGAUCUAGGCCAUGAAAUGGAUUUGGUUUUUGGCAAUGCCAAGCAAUACAACAAAUCAACUAGCCGCCUCUACAAAGACGCUGACAAGUUGCAAAGGCUGCUACAUAUCAAAAAGAGAGAACUACAGAAGCUAGAUAUGAAGAGGGAACUCGAGGAUGAUGAGGGGUUUGUUAAGAAACAGCGGUUGUUUAAACGGGAGGAGGGCGAUGGGGACGACAGGGAUAUCAUGAAACAAAGAAUGCUACAAAUCUGUGACAAAUUAGCCAAAUAUCAGAAUGAGCUUGGUAGAUUUCCUAUUGAACUGUUUGUGGAGAAACCCUCCAAGAAGCUGUAUCCGGACUACUACCAAGUGAUCACAGAACCAAUCGACCUUACAACAAUCAGGAAUGACAUAGAAGCUGAAAAGUAUUCAAGUGAAGAAGCUGUAUUGGAUAGUUUCCAGUUGAUGUUCAACAAUGCCAGGCUGUACAAUGAAGAGGGCUCCCUUGUCUAUCAAGAUGCAAACCUUCUGGAAACGAUUUUGAAAAAGUAUUACAGAGAGUUAGGCCCACUCCCUGGUAAACCCAAAUAUGGAAGCCCAAAGAAAGCAUCUCUUGCCAACUUGCCCAAAGGACCAGCACCACUUUCCCAGAAGCUGAGUUCACUGUAUGCUGUCAUCAGAGAUUACAGGGAUUCUGCCCAGAGAGAAUUGGCUGUACCUUUCAUUCGCCUGCCAUCUAAAAACGAGUACCCAGAAUAUUAUCAAGUAAUUAAGAAGCCCAUAGACAUGCAACGCAUCCAACAACGGAUGAACAGUAAACAGUAUGAAACCAUAGACGACAUGGUCAAUGACUUUCUCCUCUUGUUCGACAAUGCUUGCAAAUUCAACGAGCCCGACUCUUGGAUAUACAAGGACGCUCUGACCCUCCAGAGGGAGCUGUUGCGAGCUAGACGCGAACUGACGGGUAAUGAAGUGUCCGGUGUACCAGAAGUAAUGGGCAUGGUGCGAGAAAUUCUAACAAGUUUGUUUGUGUCAGUCGCCAAUCACCAAGAUGAAGAAGGCCGCUGUUAUAGUGACUCGCUAGCUGAAAUACCAAUGGAGAAAAAAGAGGGGGAAGAGACAGUUGAAAAGCCAGCUCAAGAAGAGCAAGAUCCACCUGCUGAAACUAAAGAGAGUGUGCCCUCUUCAUUGGAUCUAGAUACACUACGUAAAUUUCUAGACCGAGGAUGUUUCCGUAGAUUGGAUCGUUUCCAGGAUGGAGUGUUUGAGAUUUUUGAACAAGCUAGGAAGCUUUCAAGGACAGACUCUCAGUUGUAUGAAGAUGUCGUUGAACUCCAAAAGUUCUUUAUCACGAUUCGCGAUGAGAUUUGCAAGAAUGGUGAGAUCUUGUUAUCACCUGCUCUUAGUUACACACAUAGGCACUUACAAAACGCUCUGGACAAGGAGAAGAAAGAGAAGUUACCAAAUGAGUUGAAAGAAGAUGCAGAAAAGAGGGAAGAAGAUGAUGGGGAACAAGGUGAAGAUGGCGAGGUGGUCAAGGCAGGGGAGGAAGGGGACCCUGAGGGGUUAGUUGUUCAGGGUCAGACGUACAAAGUUGGAGAUUUUAUCUACGUAGAACCAAGUGAGAAGAAUCUGAAGCCACACAUUGUUUGUAUCAACCGUGUAUGGAGGGAUGACGAUGGUGAGAACUGGUUGCAUGGCAACUGGUACCUGCGUCCAAAUGAAACAUUCCACCUGGCUACCAGGAAGUUCCUCGAGAAGGAGGUUUUCAAAAGUGACUAUUACAACAAGGUAAAAUUCAACAAGGUGGUUGGUCGAUGUUUUGUCAUGUUCGUCAAAGACUAUUUCAAAAACAAGCCAGAGGGGUUUCCCGAGGCUGAUAUUUACGUCUGCGAAUCUCGGUACUCUGCUAAAGCCAAAGCUUUCAAAAAAAUAAAGAUUUGGUCACAAACAGCUGUAAAUAGUAAAUUAAUACCACGUACUGACAUACCUUCGAAGGUUCGUGUUGCGUCGGUGUUCGCAAACCAGGUCAGUAACGAAAAGAAAGAUGAUGAAGAUGAAGUAGUAACAGUAUUUGAAAAAAUCAGAGAGACUGUUGAGUGUGAAGUUUUAAACACGGAGGAAGGUUGUAAAUACUACGAGCAAAUGAGGUUUGAGGGCAUUUGGUACAAGCUUGGCGAUCACGUUUUCCUGCGCUCGGAUCAACUUCGGCCGUUUAUCGCAAGGAUCGACAAAAUGUGGUUGGAUGCCAAUGAAGAUCCUUGGUUCCACGGUCCCUGGUUUGUGCACCCGUCCGAGACGGAACAUCCACCUACUCGGAUGUUUUAUAAGAAUGAAGUUUUCCUCAGUUCAAUUGAAGAUACGAACCCUAUGAGAAGCAUCAGUGGAAAAUGCGCAGUGUUGGGUCACAAGGAUUAUAUCUCAUGUCGUCCAACUGAAAUAGCCGAGGAGCAUGUGUUCAUUUGUGAAUCGCAGUACAAGGAAGCAGAGAAACAGAUCCGAAAGAUCAAACACCUAAAGAGGUUCACCUCCCUCUCCAACAAAGUUAUUGACGAUGAGAUUUACUUUUUCAAGAAACCGAUCACGCCUCUCAAGGAACCGUCCCCGCUACUGAAAGCCCAAGAGGAUGAGGAGGAAGAGGAUAAUGAUGAUGGAGAAAUUGAAGAUGGAGAGUCGCACAUGGGGGAAAGUGAUACAGGCGUCGAUUCUGAAAGUAUCACUUCAACCCCAAGAGCAAAGACAAAAUCUCGCCACGCAAGUGGUUUUAUUUUGUUUGCAAGCGAAAACCGACCAGGUGUCAGAAUAGCCAAUCCCAAGUGGUCUUUUGGGGAGAUCAGUCGUGAUAUAGGCCUGAAGUGGCGAAAUCUAACGCCAGAACAGAAGGCAACGUAUGAGGAGAGAGCAUCAGAGUGGGCCGAGGCUCGGGCUGCUGAAAAAGAAGCCAACAUUCCUCUACCGUCAGCUGGUUCCGUUUGUAUUUACGAGUGCCUCUGGGAAGGCUGUGACCAUCAGUACGAGGACCGCAUGGAUCUACAAACGCACACAAUAGAAUUGUCUGGACAUAUUAAAAACACUGGUGAGAAUGGCGAGAAGCAAUUUGCAUGCAAGUGGAAAAAUUGCCCAAGAUAUAAGAAAAAUCAACCUUUCCCUGUGAUGGGACGUCUAAUCCGUCACUGCAAGGAAGUUCACAUCCGGCAUGCAGCCAAGUAUGUUUUCCCCUCGCAGAUCGGACGCAACUACUUCUCCUGUGAGAGUGUCCAGAACGGCUUGAACAAUAUUCCUCCUGGACAGAAUGCAGUAAUGGGCAUCGUGGGUCCGCCCACACCAGUAGGUAUGGCAGCCCGUCAGAUCUACCCCAGCCUUAACCCAGCGUUACAAGGUCAAAUGCAAGGCUAUCCUCAACAAGGCAUGACAGCACAGUGGCACCAAACCCCCGGGGGACAGUGGCAGCAACAGAUGCCACAGCAGCAGCAACCUGGCCAGUUCAUGUCACCAGGUCAAGUGCCACAGCAGUAUCCCAUGAAUAUGAUGCCACAAGGCAUGGUACCACAACCAGGACAGAUGAUGCCACAAGGUAUGAUGCCAUACGACCAGUCUCCAAUGAUGAUGCCUCCUCAUCCGCAUCCUGGACAUCCCCCUCCUCUACUUCAUCAUCCUCCACCUCCUCCUCCUCAAAUGCUAGGCCCUCAGCCUGUACAACCGCAACAACAACAACAACCUUAUCAAGGUGUUCCAAUGAACCAGGCCAAUGUACAACCUCAGGCACCACCUCAGCCAUUAUUUGUUGCCCCACCCCCUAAAACUCAACGAUUAUUGCAUUCCGAGGCCUACAUUCGAUACAUUGAAGGACUAACCCCACAGAAAACAAGUGUUGGAGACUGGGAAAGGAAUCUUUAUAUUCGACCCGAACACCUGCCACCAGUUUCAGACCAGAGAGUGCGCAAUGUUGGACAGUGGCUCGAAAAUAAACCAGCAGAUGGUGAUAUCACCAAAGCACUGUGGAAACUGCGCGACUAUAUGUUGAAUGAUGCUUUGAGGAUCGACCGUGCUUACGAAUUUGAAGAAGAUGAACCAAAACAUAGAGAUGAUGACAUCAUAAUUGAGGUGCAGCGGUGACCUGACAGAUACAACAUCUAAAAAAUAAUAAAUUAUUGUGUAUAAAUGUGUUUGUUUCAGUGUUAACAUGUUUACUAGAUAUUUAAAAUUGUGGCCAGCUUUUUGUACUUGUUUUGGGACAGUAGGACAGUAUAGGUGUUCUGUCAUAUUCCACUUUUGUAAAUUUAACUCUGUACACUCUUUAUGACAAAUCCUUGUGAUUUGCCCAUAUAAGUACAUGAUAUGACAUCAUCAUGCCCAUGUAUGCAUGUGAUGUGACAUCAUCAUGCCCAUGUAUGCAUGUGAUGUGACAUCAUCAUACCCAUGUAUGCAUGUGAUAUGA